UCUUUUUUUUUUUUGUAAAGUAAUUAACCAUCUGUGGUGUCACUGUCUUGGUGUCAGUAGCUGAAGUAAUUGUUACAGCAUCGGAACUUGUGUGUUGGCCUUGGAAAGUUAUUGGAGUUUAUACAGAGAUACAUUUUAGUACAUCGCACAGUUGUGUUAUGGAACUGGAUAAAAUGGACGAGAACGACUGGAAAUACCACGGCGAGGGCAACAAAAGCCUAGUGGUUUCUCAUGUUCAGCACGCCAGAGUCCUUAGGCUACUGAAGUAUUCUACAGAAGAUGCUGAAAACUCACCUAAGACAACAGAUCAAGCUUUCCGCCACAUACAGAACAUAGUUGACUAUAGUCAAAAUGUCAUGAAGCCACUGCUGGGGGAGAAAUUCGUCCACAAUGGAGAGGCUGUGAAGCUCCCAUUAGACUUUGUCCGCCAGCUGUCAUUGAAGGUCCAGCAGGAAAGGCCAGAGUCUCGCUGUGACAAAGUGAUGGAUACGCUGAGUGGAUGUGCCUUGUGUCUGCCUAACCUCACCCAGCUCUCCUCCUGCUGCUGCUGCAGAGAACACAGACCUCCUCUCUGUAUAGAGAUUAAGCCCAAAUGUGGAUUUCUACCAGCCUCGAGACACAUUACGAAAGACAUCAAGAGGAAGGUGUGCCGGUUUUGUAUGCAUCAACAUUUCAAGUUAGCCAAUGGGAAGUGGAAACGGCUGAGCCAGUACUGUCCCUUGGACCUGUUCUCAGGGAACAAACAGAGAAUGUCCCUCGCCAUCAAGCACUUGAUAGAGGAACCACAGAAUAACUUCAACAUUUUCAAGGGUGGAGAGUGUAUCUACAGCUGUAAUGAUGAUGCUGACGUGUUGCAGGACCUGGAUGAAUUGGCUCAGCAUCUACGGCCAUACUUCCUCCCUAGUGGCAGCCUUCUCAACAGGCAGCAGUCUAGUAAAGUGGUUCUGAAUGAGUUGAUUCAGGUGAUCGUGAGCGCCCUGUUGAGCUCCUGGGACUGUCCUCGCUCCGGGCAGCUCAGAAAGACACACCUGUCUGAGGGCAGAGUGACGUGUGAGGCCAGCCUGCUGCACCGGGACCUGCUACGCAACGGUAACCACUGCCUACCCAAAGAUUGUGUCUUGGACAAAAUCUUGGGGACUCAGAUGUUGGAUAAUUUAGAUAUUGAGGGUUUGAGCCCCCUUCUUAAACGAGUGGAACAGCAUCUACAAAUGUUCCCCAAAGAGAGAUGCAGGCUUCAGAUGGACGGGCCGUACAAUGCCAGCUUCCUGGAGAAGGUCCAGAACUGUCCCGCUGAAGACGAUGGCUCCCUAGAAUUCGCUGUAGGGAAGGUCCACCAGUACAGAGUUGCCAUGACAGCCAAGGACUGCUCCAUCAUGGUCGCCAUAGCAACCUGUGGGGAAGACGACGGGUUGGACCAGAGCCUGGAGAUCCAGACUACGAAGCCUCGCUUCACAUGCUCCGUGUCCAUCCUAGACCUGGACCCUAAACCCUAUGAGAGCAUCUCUCACCAGAGCAGACUAGACUCCAAGAUAGUCAACCACUACCUGAGGAGGACACAGCCCAACAACCAGGAACUAGACAACCUGGAGGAACUGGCCAAUCAGAGCCUGUUCCUGGACAGAGACGGAGAGGAUUGUACUCUGGUGUUCCAUCCUGUAUAGCAACUCCCUCCGCUGCCUGGCCUUGUGCUGUCUGGCUGUUCCCCUGUACCCAGACCCUAACCCCCACCUCGUACCCCCAGACCAACCGCUGCUGUGGAACUGAAAUAAUGAUUUGAAUGAACUGAGAAACUUAUCCUUAUUUUAGAUUUUGUGUUUUCUCUUUAAAAACGAAACAUAGUAUGGCACAUGUUUUUGGUUUUCUAGACCUGGUAAAAAAUGCCGCUACCGCUAGCUGCAACAGAAUACCAUCCCGGAUACCAUGUUUGUCUCUGCUGCCAGUAUGAAGGAGGUCAGAGGUCGUUUCACAAGUCAGUGCUAACUAGCGUUACAGGAACAGUUAGUAUGCUAGCUGUUCCUGUGAAUCUGACGACUAAAGUCAAUAGACUGUUAGUUUACACGUCCUCUUGCAAUUAAAUGUAGAUAGUUUGAUUAUUUUGAAUGGUCUACCAAAUCUAUUCAUUUUAAAAUGUUGAUUUUUACUUCUGCUUGCUAUUUAUUAUUUACGUGAUGAUACAAGACGUGACUUUUCAAUGUUUUUGCUAACAUAUGAUGGGGGUCCUUUAUGUCGCCGGUUUGCCUGGGAGGGGGUCCCUGGGUCAUGGGUUUGCCUGGGCGGGGGUCCCUGGGUCAUGGGUUUGCCUGGGCGGGGGUCCCUGGGUCAUGGGUUUGCCUCGGUCAGGGGUUUGCCUGGGUCAGGGGUUUGCCUGGGUCAGGGGUUUGCCUGGGUCAGGGGUUUGCCUGGGUCAGGGGGGUCCCUGGGUCAGGGGGGUCCCUGGGUCAGGGGGGUCCCUGGGUCAGGGGGGUCCCUGGGUCAGGGGGGUCCCUGGGUCAUGGGUUUGCCUGGGUCUUGUGUUUGCCUGGGUCUUGUGUUUGCCUGGGUCUUGUGUUUGCCUGGGUCUUGUGUUUGCCUGGGUCUUGUGUUUGCCUGGGUCUUGUGUUUGCCUGGGUCUUGUGUUUGCCUGGGUCUUGUGUUUGCCUGGGUCUUGUGUUUGCCUGGGUCAUGUGUUUGCCUGGUCGGGGGUCCCUGGGUCUUGGGUUUGCCUGGGCGGGGGUCCCUGGGUCAUGGGUUUGCCUGGGUCAUGGGUUUGCCUGGGUCAUGGGGGCCUCUGGGUCAUGGGUUUGCGGGGGCCUCUGGGUCAUGGGUUUGCCUGGGUCAUGGGUUUGCCUGGGUCAUGGGUUUCCCUGGGUCAUGGGGGCCUCUGGGUCAUGGGAUCUGAUUAGUAACUUUGUCAGAAUACACUCCUGUGUGGCUCAGUCGGUAGAGCAUGGCGCUUGCAACGCCAAGCGUCG
Oncorhynchus masou masou (cherry salmon) is the source of this 2951-nucleotide messenger RNA. Its product is annotated as inositol-pentakisphosphate 2-kinase-like. Gene Ontology annotation, molecular function: inositol-1,3,4,5,6-pentakisphosphate 2-kinase activity; ATP binding. The coding region runs from base 159 to 1661 and encodes 500 amino acids. The record is from RefSeq and is a predicted model, not a curated record. Gene Ontology annotation, cellular component: nucleus. NCBI's taxonomy places the organism in Eukaryota, Metazoa, Chordata, Actinopteri, Salmoniformes, Salmonidae. Gene Ontology annotation, biological process: inositol phosphate biosynthetic process. The transcript has 14 exons.